Messenger RNA from Schistosoma curassoni, 1392 nucleotides. Lineage: Eukaryota; Metazoa; Platyhelminthes; Trematoda; Strigeidida; Schistosomatidae. The record is from the annotation of a GenBank genome assembly.
AUGUAUGAAAAGUCCCGUCAAACAGCAGAUUCCAAAGCGUGUUGUGACUAUGCGAUGCACUUUAUCUUAUCCCAGUUCGACCCCAAAAUAUCCAAGGAAAUGGAACUACUAGUCAAAGAAAAGGGAGUGAAUUCUUUUAGGGUUUUUUUGUCAAAUACAAACGAUAUGUUAGUAGACGACGGUGAUUUCUUCGAAAUCGCUAAGCGGUGUAGAGAUCUUGGUGCUGUUCUCCAAGUUCAUGCAGAGAAUGGAAAAUUAGUUAGGAUACUAGAGUCGAAAAUAUACAAUGACGGUAUUACUGGCCCAGAGGGUUACUUGUAUUCACACCCAGAAAUGGCGGAGAUUGAAGCUACACAUCGAGCGCUUUCUUUAGCUGAUGCUGCUGGUUGUCCUCUAUAUAUUCUACAAGUCACUAGUCCGAAAGCAGCAGAUCAAAUAUCAGAAGCUCGUUGGAAUGGAAAUGUUGUUGUAGGUGAAACAUUAGCCGCUGCACUGGGUGCUGAUGGUACUCAUUAUAAGAAUAGUUGCUGGCGUCAUGCUGCGGGAUAUGUUCUGUCUCCUCCACUAAGAGUUAAUCCGAAUACUUCAGAUAAGUUGGUGCGUUACGUCUCCACUGGGGUUCUAGAAUGUACUGCUAGUGGCCAUUGUGCUUUUAAAACUGAACAGAAAGCUUUGGGAAAGGACGAUUUUCGAAAAAUCCCUCCUGGAGUCAAUGGAGUAGAAGAUCGAAUGUCAGUUGUUUGGGAGAAAGGAGUGAUGUCUGGUUUUAUAGACCCAUGCAAGUUUGUUGCUGUGACUAGUACGAAUGCCGCUAAAGUCUUUAAUCUCUAUCCACAAAAGGGAAGGAUCGAUGUUGGAAGUGAUGCUGAUUUGGUUAUCUGGGAUGGUGAUGCAACUCGCACAAUAACAGCAAAAAAUAACCACGAAAAUGUUGACUUCAACAUAUUUGAAGGUCUCCAGUGCCAUGGCGUACCUGUAGUCGUGGUCGCUGCUGGUCGGGUUGUUCUGGAGGACGGAGAACUUAGAGUAACUCAGGGUGCAGGUCGUUUUGUACCGGCUUUACCGUUUUCACCGUAUAUUUUUGAGCGAACAAAAAGACUGGUGCUGAUGCGUUCAGUCAAACCUAUAAUUCGUGAUUCGUAUACUGGUCCUGUGUCCACAGAAUUCACUAUUCCAAUGAAAGAUUCCAUCGUCAAUAAUGGUACAGAAAAAGUCUCAGUGGGGUCUGAUGCUGAUGGCUUGCGCCCUCGUUCACCUACACGUUCGGGUGGUCGGAAUAUGCAGGAAUCCAGUUUCUCUCUGAGUGGCGCUCAGUACGACGACAGUCGUCCGAUUCGCACGGGGAUUCGAACCAAACAACCUCCGGGUGGGGCGUCAAACGCCUUGUGGUAG